AUGAACCUCAAACUGAAUCGGGUGUACGGUACACUUUCAUUCCGGUCACCAGAAAAUAAAGCACCUGAAAUAUCUGGCUGGCGACCUUCAUACCUCCGAAAGAGGGUACUGGUUGCAUUUGCGAUUUGUUUUGUUGGAAUGAUAGCGGCCCUAGAAGCACUCUACCAAGUAUCCUCAGCCAAUUCCGGAAUCACGUCUUCCAUUCAAAGCCGCCGCUACAGCUGGACGUACGGGCCCACUGCUAUUCUAACGGUCGUGGCCGCUUUCUGGUCGCGAGUUGAGUUUCAGGCCAAGCAAAUCGCUCCAUGGCAGUCAAUGCUCAAAGGGCCCGAAAAGCCCCAGAAAAGCGUUCUCUUGGACUACAUCUCCGAAAUGCAGCCCGUUUCCUUGUUCAAAGCCGCCAGGAAUAAACACUUUGGCGUAGCUGCUGGUGUCGCAUGCUCGAUGCUUCUGCGUACACUCAUCGUCUUCUCAACCGGCCUGUUCAGCCUGCAGCAGGUUCAGAUUUUGAAGAAAGAUUUUCCAAUCCAGGUGCAGGGCUCUAUUAACUCGUUAAAUUCUUCCAUGCUUGCUGCUGCCACGAUUCAGCCAUUCGAUAUCAUCAAUGGCAUUGUCUUUGAAAAUGUCUCCUACCCCGUCGGUACCACGGCGAACUUUACAUUUCCGACCUUCUCUGUCUCUAACUUUUCUGCCGACGCCACUAUCACUGCAAAUAUUAGGGGACUAGCGGCAGAUCUGGAUUGUGAACCUGCCGAUUUUGACGUUAAGCGUUGGGUGGAGAACAUACCCAAAUCUGAACCUAACCCACUGAAACUCAGUCCAUCUAGCUUUGCUUACACCCUGCCAUCGAUUUAUGACAACCAGUUGUACACGCCAUCUUGCAGGAUAUCCAAUGUGACUAUCAAUAUACCAACAAUUGGAGGCAGUCUCAUCAGUGAUCCAACAGUUAAAGACAGUAUCCAUCCCCGCUAUGUGGGAAAAUUAGCAUUUGGACGGUGCGAUGGCAUGAACAGCUCAUAUGGAAACCGCAUUAUCAUGAUCCUAGCUGAAGCUCAUCUCAGCUUGUCUGCAAAUUCUGCGGAUAUGUCUGAUUUUGGGAAUCAUAUCACCUCGAACAUUAUUCUGAAACGCUCGGUUCAGAUGAUCUGCAAACCCACACUCUCCAUCCUUACUCUUCAAGCCAGAGCCAGCACAAGCAACAAAUUUUCAACUGUGGAUCUUACAGAGAUAGAAAGGAAGGAUUUCAACACCUUACCUAGUCUGACAGCUUGGGACAUUGCGAGAAAUAUACUGGCAGUCACAGCACCCCACGACAAUCUUGAACCUAUUGAAUACCAUGAUCCCUUUUUUGACGACUCCAGAGAAACAAUGAAUGUCGACUGGCCAUUGAGGAUUGCUGUUUGGUUAGCGGGUGCAGCUGGAAACAUUAACAACAUCUUCAAAGCCGGUGUGCUGCACGAUGGAGUUUCAUCGUAUUAUCGCACAAUGGCUGCCCAGCUUGUUCAUAUAGGACUAGAGCAGCAAAACGAAUUGACGAUGAACGGCUCUGCUGUUACCAAUGAGAAUCGAGUCAUGAUGAACCAGCUGCCACUUCGCGUGAUUCAGGCUUUCUUAGCAAUUGGUAUCCUCCUGGCGGGUGUGAUAAUUACGCUGGUUUCACGAGACACGCUGAUUCCUUGGAAUCCGAAUCAUAUUUCAGCAAUUGCAGCAAUCAUGGCCAAAAGCAAAGCAUUUCGUGAGUCCCUUUACGGGAGUAGCACAGCAUCACUCGAAGUUCUUGCUGAACGCCUGGGAGGACGGCGCUAUUACUCAGAGCAUGCGGCAGAAUAUCUCUCUAUAGCCGCAGUGGACGAUACGUCUAAUGACCGAACCAAAAAGGGCGGUCGCUUCUUUGAACCUACGGACAGUGUCCAAGAGUGGAAGCCAUUUCCCAACCUUAUCGUUCGCAUCGUUGCCUUUAUCACAGUGGCAAUGAUCAUUGCCGCUCUAGAGAUUGGAUUACAUCUCUCAGAGAGAAACAGAGGAUUAGGAGGUGCCUCUCCUACUGAAACGGUGCAUUACCUGUGGACUAUGUUACCUGCCUUAAUAAUGGUAAUCAUCGGCCUUUUCUUCACAAGCAUGGACUUCAACACUCGCUGCCUGGCCCCAUACGCACGCCUCAAACAUCGCACUGGUGCAGCAUUCAAGCAGUUCAUGGCAGUCACCUUCCUCGACUCGCUUGCUACAAUCAACAUUUUAAAUUCAAUUCACCUCAGAUAUUUCGCUGUUCUAGCUACCACGCUAGCUACUAUCAUAAGCUCGUUCUUGACGAUUGUUACUAGCGGCCUAUAUUCCACCGUCAACGUGCCUCUACACAUUAGCACGAAUCUCACGCAAGGAACGACCUUUUUCGGAACAUACAAGGUCAGCCAUAUUAACUGGCCUUAUAAAAAUUACUGGCCUUACAUAUCUGAGUUUUCCCCUUACUCAUCGAAAAAUGGUUCUGAUACCUAUGAUGGGAUUGUGGUUGCCAAAUACAUCGUUCGAGACAAUCUUCCCUUCCCGCAUUGGACCUACGAUGACCUUGCCUUCCCCGAGCUCUUGAUAAAUAUAACAUCGAAUGACAAGUUAUUCGAUGGACAAUUUGUGGAUAUCCGAGUUCCGGCCAUGAGAGCUACCUUGAUAUGCCGUCUACAAACAGGCGCUGAGCUUGAGGGCUCGUACGCAUAUCAUGAACUGUCCCUUACACCGCCUAGUGCGCUCUGUGAUCUCAAUGGAACCGGCUUGGGCUUGUCAGCAGCUUCCGGUUAUUUUGAAAUUUCGGGGAUCAACAAGAACACCACAGUCUUUGGCAAAGUAUUCAGCAACCCUUGUCAGAGUGACAGUACCGAGACUUCGACCUCCACCGGCUCUGCUACAGUCAAGAUCAGUGACCGCUCAAUACACUAUGUCUGGGGUUCACUUGCCAACAACGCAAUUGAACAUAUCGCCUCCUUGACGUGCGGUGAAUCUGCGGAGAUGGUGGACACCCAGACACGCUUUCAAUUGCCUGAGUUCAAUGUUGUCGACGAUCACCCCCCAGUCCCAGAUGAAAGCUCAGCCAGGCCAGCCGAGAAAUUCACCGAACCGCCUGAUUGGGCCGGCCUGGACUAUAAUAAUGUACCGCUGGACAGCUUCUUCCAGACGCUUUUGGACGGUAAAUUCGCGAUUUCCGAAGAGGAUCUUGGCCUUGCGGACAGGAAUGAGAAAGUCAUACAGGCAAUCAAGAAACAGCACAAGAUCUAUAAAGCACAACUUUUCAACCGUUGCAAUCGCAUCUCGACGAAUGGUACGUUGGAUAAUUCUCCACUGCUUGGAAAUAUCACUACGGCCGGUCGCCUGAGACUAGUCCAAGAUGCAGUCUCCACGCGGGUCUUAGAGGCCUUUCUCGCCACCAUGCUGGCCUUAGGGAUCCUUGGUUCCGUGUUGAUGAACACAGAUCACAUUCUGCCGAAGAAUCCGUGCAGCAUCGCGGCAGUGGCAAGUCUCUUAGCAGACUCCAAUUUCCUGUAUCAGUAUGAGCAGUAUGUGGGAAACCCGAAUGAUAAAUCAGUAGGUGAGGCUUUGUUUGAGCAUUGCCGGUUUUUCCUUGGUUGGGGCGAUGAUGAGUCCUUGAAUAAGUCAAACAGUGACAAGUUUACGAUAAAUCGUAUUGAAUACGUCGGUGAGAAGGAUAUACCGGAAGGGUGGAUUUGA
Messenger RNA from Penicillium riverlandense, 3714 nucleotides. RefSeq names its product DUF3433 domain-containing protein. NCBI's taxonomy places the organism in Eukaryota, Fungi, Ascomycota, Eurotiomycetes, Eurotiales, Aspergillaceae. The transcript has a single exon. Bases 1 to 3714 code for a protein of 1237 amino acids. The record is from RefSeq and is a predicted model, not a curated record.